CAACCACCAGUGCGGCUCGUCCUUUUCCUUCGGCCAUUUUCCUCUUGAAGGGUUUCAGCCCUUCAAUAAGUAGCCAUGGCCCCAAGUCGGAAUGGAAUGAUUCUGAAUCCUCAUUUCCACAAGGACUGGCAGAAGAGAGUCCGUACUUGGUUCAACCAGCCAGCCAGAAAACUUCGCAGACGUAAGGCACGGUUGGCUAAAGCACGCCGCAUUGCUCCACGUCCAGUUGCUGGCCCCCUACGACCAGUUGUUAGGUGUCCCACUGUCAGAUAUCACACUAAAGUACGUGCUGGACGAGGCUUCAGCCUGGAGGAGCUAAAGGCAGCAGGCAUUAACAAGAGGGUGGCACGUACUAUUGGCAUUGCUGUUGAUCACAGACGCCGCAACAAGUCAACUGAAUCUAUUCAGUGUAAUGUUCAGCGUCUGAAGGAAUAUCGCUCUAGGCUAAUCAUCUUCCCAAGAAAGGCUUCCAUGCCGAAGAAGGGAGAUUCUUCGGCCGAAGAAAUUAAGGUGGCAACGCAGCUAACUGGACCUGUCAUGCCAAUCAAGAAUAUAUACAAAAGAGAGAAGGCCCGGGUGAUCUCUGAGGACGAGAGAAAUUUCAAGGCCUUUGCAAGCCUCCGUAUGGCCCGUGCAAAUGCACGUUUGUUUGGAAUCCGUGCUAAGAGAGCAAAGGAAGCAGCAGAGCAGGAUGUUGAGAAGAAGAAGUAAAGAAAUAAAAUAUCUGGAACUGUUCAAUAAAUAACUAAUCUUUUUAAAAAGAAAAAAAA
Messenger RNA from Carcharodon carcharias (great white shark), 770 nucleotides. RefSeq names its product ribosomal protein L13 (gene rpl13). Gene Ontology annotation, biological process: translation. The transcript is spliced from 6 exons. Gene Ontology annotation, cellular component: cytosolic large ribosomal subunit; ribosome. Bases 76 to 711 code for a protein of 211 amino acids. NCBI's taxonomy places the organism in Eukaryota, Metazoa, Chordata, Chondrichthyes, Lamniformes, Lamnidae. Gene Ontology annotation, molecular function: structural constituent of ribosome; RNA binding. The record is from RefSeq and is a predicted model, not a curated record.